Messenger RNA from Gracilinanus agilis (Agile Gracile Mouse Opossum), 2512 nucleotides. It is a transcript of the gene NLN, whose product is annotated as neurolysin. The coding region runs from base 28 to 2139 and encodes 703 amino acids. The record is from RefSeq and is a predicted model, not a curated record. Gene Ontology annotation, biological process: peptide metabolic process; proteolysis. The transcript has 13 exons. Lineage: Eukaryota; Metazoa; Chordata; Mammalia; Didelphimorphia; Didelphidae. Gene Ontology annotation, molecular function: metalloendopeptidase activity. Gene Ontology annotation, cellular component: mitochondrial intermembrane space.
CCACCCAACGGCUCCUCCGCCCUCCUCAUGCUCGCCAGGUGCUUUUCAGCGUGGCAAGGCCUCCACAGAGCUGGUGGUUCCAGGAUUUUCAUAAGAAUGACAUUAGGGAGAGAAAUUAUGUCCCCUCUUCAAUUGAGGUCUUCAUCUUCAUCAGCCAAAAAAAACUUUUUGAAGUGGGAUCUGUCACCAGAACAAAUUAAAGCAAGAACUGAUGAGCUCAUACUACAAACCAAGGAAGUGUAUGACACUGUUGGAAUGCUUGAUAUUGGGAAAGUGACAUACGAAAAUAGUUUACAGGCACUCGCAGAUUUAGAAGUGAAAUAUGCAGUGGAAAGAAGCAUGUUGGAUUUUCCCCAGCAUGUCUCCCCUGACAAAGAUGUACGAGCAGCAAGUACAGAUGCUGACAAAAGACUUUCUCGUUUCGAUAUUGAGAUGAGCAUGAGAGAAGAUAUUUUUCGGAGAAUUGUUCAUCUACAGGAAACCUGUGAUCUUGAAACAAUAAAACCUGAAGCUAAACGCUACUUAGAAAAGUCCAUUAAAAUGGGAAAGAGAAAUGGGCUUCAUCUUCCAGAAGAAGUACAAAAUGAAAUUAAAGCAAUGAAAAAAAGAAUGAGUGAAUUAUGUAUAGACUUCAACAAAAACCUCAAUGAAGAUAAUACGUUUCUUACAUUUUCUAAGGAAGAACUUGGUACUCUUCCUGAUGAUUUUCUUGACAGUUUAGAAAAGAUAGAAGAUAAAUAUAAAGUUACCUUAAAAUAUCCCCACUACUUUCCUGUCAUGAAAAAAUGUUGUAUCCCAGAAACCAGAAGGAAGAUGGAAAUGGCUUUUAAUACAAGAUGCAAAGAGGAAAACACCAAAAUUCUGCAGCAGCUGCUUCCACUACGGGCCAAAGUAGCAGAACUCCUUGGCUACAGCACACAUGCUGACUUUGUGCUAGAACUUAACACUGCCAAGAGUACAAGCUCCGUUGCUGCUUUCUUAGAUGACUUAAGCCAGAAACUGAAACCUUUGGGGGAAGAAGAACGAGAGCUCAUUCUGAAUUUGAAGAAAAAGGAAUGUGAGGAAAAGGGAUUUGAAUAUGAUGGAAAAAUCAAUGCAUGGGAUUUAUAUUACUACAUGACCCAGGCAGAAGAACUUAAGUACUCCAUUGACCAAGAGAAGCUCAAGGAAUACUUCCCAAUUGAAGUGGUCACUGAAGGCCUCCUAAAUAUCUACCAAGAGCUAUUGGGCCUUUCAUUUGAACAAAUGACCAAUGCUCACGUCUGGAAUGAAAGUGUUACUCUCUAUACAGUAAAAGAUAAAGCUUCUGGAGAAGUAUUAGGGCAGUUCUAUUUGGACCUAUACCCAAGGGAAGGAAAGUAUAGCCACGCAGCCUGCUUUGGUCUCCAGCCGGGCUGUCUCCUACCUGAUGGUAGCCGAAUGAUGUCUGUGGCUGCCCUGGUAGUAAAUUUCUCCCGGCCAAUUGCAGGCCGUCCCUCCCUGCUGAGGCAUGAUGAAGUGAGGACCUACUUCCAUGAGUUUGGUCACGUCAUGCAUCAAAUAUGUGCACAGACGGAUUUUGCUCGAUUUAGCGGGACUAACGUGGAAACAGACUUUGUAGAGGUGCCUUCCCAAAUGCUUGAGAACUGGGUCUGGGACAAGGAUUCUCUCCGACGCCUCUCGAAGCACUAUAAAGAUGGGAACCCUAUAACAGACGAUCUGCUUGAAAAACUUGUUGCUUCUCGGCUGGUCAACACAGGUCUGUUAACCCUCCGCCAAAUUGUACUGAGCAAAGUUGAUCAAGCUCUCCACACUGACGCAUCAUUGGACUCCUCGAAGGAAUAUGCCAAAUAUUGUUCAGAGAUCCUAGGCAUUUCAGCUACCCCAGGUACAAACAUGCCAGCGACUUUUGGACACUUGGCAGGAGGCUAUGAUGGCCAGUAUUAUGGAUACUUGUGGAGUGAAGUGUUUUCCAUGGACAUAUUUUAUAGCUGCUUUAAAAAAGAAGGGAUUAUGAAUCCAGAGGUUGGAAUGAAAUACAGAAACCUUAUCCUGAAACCUGGGGGAUCACAGGACGGCAUGGACAUGCUCCAAAGUUUCUUGCAACGUGAGCCAAACCAAAAGGCAUUCCUAAUAAGUAAAGGCUUGCACACUCUGUAAAACUAGGGAUCUUUUGUAGCAGUCAUGUCUGGAAGAUAAAUUGAUGUUGCUUGGUAUUUGGGAUGUUAAAACAGGAGCGGUUAUAAGACCUGAAAAUAUGUAGAAUUCUGUCCGUCUGAUUUUAUUUAAAAAGCACAAAGUUAACCACUGAAUUACAAAAAUAAAAUGUAAUUGUAGGAACAGCCCAUUAGAAAAUAAUUGUAGUUAUAAAAACACCAUUUAAGUACAUACGUGAACUUCUUUUUAUAAAAAUUUCAUAAAACUGUAAUUUGUUUUUUAAAAAAUUGUAAUCUGGGUAAUGUACAUGUGAGAAACCUGACAGUUUUUAAAUUGAAAUUAAUGUACAUUGUUGAACUGUUAAUUUAACCCAUUC